Molecule: messenger RNA, 1945 nt
Organism: Helianthus annuus (common sunflower)
Lineage: Eukaryota; Viridiplantae; Streptophyta; Magnoliopsida; Asterales; Asteraceae
Product: ATP-dependent RNA helicase DBP2
Exons: 14
Coding region: 87-1730 (547 amino acids)
Molecular function (GO): RNA helicase activity; nucleic acid binding; ATP binding
Source: RefSeq, a predicted model, not a curated record
ACUUCGUUAACAUUCUUGCACAAUUGAACAACAACAACAACCGCAUCGUCACUCAUUUUCACACACUAUUUCCACACACUCAUCCAAUGUCUUCUUCUUACGUACCUCCACACCUCCGUAACUCCACCACCAAAACCACCUCAACAACCCUAGACACCACCACCACAAACCACCACAAGCUCACCUCUAAAUCCGCCACCAAUGCCUUCUCCAAUGCAGCUCCUCCUCGCCGGACCUCCUCCAAUAACCUCCUCCAACCGCCGCGUGACGUGUUUCCGCCGUGGAAGCCUUCCGAACGCGUUCUUCGUCUUAAACCGGAGCAGAUAGAAGAGGUCAGAUUACGUCUCAAUGUUGAUGUUGCUGUCACUUCUGACUCUCCUCCCGCACCUGCACCAAUCGAAUCGUUUACAGACAUGUGCUUGGACUCGAGCAUUAUGAAGGAUAUUGCAAUUCAUGAAUACACGACACCUACUUCUAUUCAGGCACAGGCGAUGCCUGUUGCUUUAAGCGGAAGGGAUCUUUUAGGCUGUGCAGAAACAGGCAGUGGCAAAACUGCUGCUUUCACAAUACCCAUGAUACAGCAUUGUAUAGCUCAGCCUUCUGUUCGACGUGGAGAUGGUCCGUUGGCACUAGUGCUGGCUCCCACUAGAGAGCUUGCACAACAGAUUGAGAAAGAGGUGAAGGCUUUCAGUCAGUCGUUGGUGAAUUUCAGAACUGCAAUCGUUGUUGGUGGAACAAACAUUUCUGAGCAGAGGUCUGAGCUUCGGGCUGGAGUUGAAAUUGUGGUUGCUACUCCUGGAAGAUUUAUCGAUCAUUUACAACAAGGAAACACGUCUCUUUCACGGAUUUCAUAUGUUGUUCUGGAUGAAGCAGAUAGAAUGCUUGAUAUGGGUUUUGAACCUCAAAUAAGAGAGGUAAUGCAUAAUCUUCCAGAAAAGCAUCAAACACUGUUGUUCAGUGCUACUAUGCCAGUGGAGAUUGAAGCACUAGCACAGGAAUAUUUGACAAAUCCAGUACAAGUGAAGGUUGGAAAGGUUAGCAGCCCUACAGAGAACGUAUCCCAAACCUUGGAGAAAAUUACCGAAAACGAAAAGAUUGAUCAACUGCUAUCAUUACUUGUUGAGGAGGCUGCACUAGCUGAAAACUUAGGUCACCGUUUUCCCUUAACAAUUGUAUUUGUGGAACGAAAGACAAGGUGUGAUGAAGUUGCUGAAGCUUUGGUGGCUCAAGGUCUAAAUGCGGUUGCUCUCCAUGGAGGUCGAACUCAAAGUGAAAGAGAAGGUGCCCUGCGUGAUUUUAGACACGGUCCCACUAAUAUCUUGGUUGCUACUGAUGUUGCAUCUCGGGGCCUAGAUGUUACAGGAGUUGCUCAUGUAGUUAACCUGGACCUUCCAAAGACAAUGGAGGACUAUGUGCAUCGAAUUGGAAGGACAGGUCGCGCAGGAUCAACAGGCCGAGCUACUUCAUUUUAUACGGAUCGUGAUAUGUUCCUUGUAUCACAAAUAAGGAAAGCAAUAGCAGAUGUUCAAUCUGGGAAUACUGUGGCUUUCGCCACCGGCAAGGUUGCUAGAAGGAAGGAGAGGGAAGCGGCAGCUGCACAGAAAGAAGCAAGGAUUGCACAAUCAAAGCUUCCACCGACGUCAAUAAAUGUUGAGGAUAAGUACAAGUACAUGAUUGCCCCUGCAAUGAUCAAAAAAGAGGGUUCUGCUGAUGAUGCUUGGGAUGAUUAAAACUCUACAAAAGGUUUUGACUUUAAACCCAUACCCCUAAGACUUCAAAAAGAAAUUAUAAACAAAAGGAAAUAUGUUUUUGGUCUUAUUAUUCAAAUAUGAUAAAAAUAAAAUGUACAGGCUGGUAGAUGAGAUGAGACUCUAGGUUGUGUAUAAUUUGGAUUAAAUUGUUAUUUUUAGAAUACAAUUCAGUCUCUUUUCACUUUUGUUUUUUA